GAUCUCGGUCCGUCAGCUUUCUGCUCCAGAGCCACUGGGCCCGGGCCGGGCCUCUCCGCUACGCUUGAUAGAGUUCAGCUAGUCUUGGAGUAAAUAAUCCUCCAGAAUUAAGAUUUGUCAUUGGAAUGAACGUUUUGCAUUACUCAAGAAAUACAACGUAUACAUAGACGAUACUCAUCUUGGCUCUGGAAAGAAACUCAAGAAGAAGAUUUUGAAAUGUAAAGAUUAGAUGGGGCUUGACCUCUGCUGGGCAGCCCCCAGCUACAGUAAUUCCCCUGCUGAGCAGAGAAGAUGACUGCCGAAUUGAGAGAGGCAAUGGCCCUAGCUCCUUGGGGCUCAGUGAAGGUGAAAAAGGAGGAGGAAGAGGAGGAAAAUUUCCUAGGUCAAGCACCCAGCCAACAAGUGUACUCUGAGAACAUCAAAGUCUGGGCACCGGGAGAGGGUCCUCAGACAGGCCUUGAUGUAUCAGAAGAGGAGAAAAAGGGUCAGAACAUGUUCUGGGACAUGGCAGUAGUCCUGAAAGCAACUCAGGAGGCGCCUGCUGCUUCAUUCCUUGGCAGCUACUCAUUACCAGGGACUCUGGCCAAGAGUGAGAUACUGGAGACUCAUGGGAAUUUGAGCUCUCUAGGUGCUGAAACCAAGAACGUACAGUUACUGGUUCCAAAAACUGAGAUAAGUGACGAAGCCGAGAAACCUCUCAUAAUAUCGGGAAGAAUCCAGAAGGCUGACCCUCAAGGAAGACCUGAGUUAGAAGCCUGUGAAAAAGGAAACCUGUUAAAGAGGCAGACAAUAAAGAGGGAAAAGAAAAAUUUCAGACAAGUGACAGUACAGAACUGUCACUUACCUGAAAGAUUCAAAGAGGAGGAAGACCAGAAGCGUAAGAAACCAGGGGGAAAAUAUAGCCUUAGUUCUGGCCCUGUUAAAAAUCAGAAAAUCCAGCCUGGGCAAAAACCUUUUACAUGUAGUGUGUGUGGGAAAGGCUUUAGUCAGAGUGCAAACCUCGUUGUGCAUCAGCGAAUCCACACUGGGGAGAAACCCUUUGAGUGUCACGAGUGUGGGAAAGCCUUCAUUCAGAGUGCAAACCUUGUUGUGCAUCAGAGAAUCCACACUGGACAGAAACCUUAUGUUUGCUCAAAAUGUGGAAAAGCGUUCACUCAGAGUUCGAAUCUGACUGUACAUCAAAAAAUCCACUCCUUAGAAAAAACUUUCAAGUGCAGUGAAUGUGAAAAAGCCUUCAGUUAUAGCUCACAACUUGCUCGACACCAGAAAGUCCACAUUACAGAAAAAUGCUAUGAAUGUAAUGAAUGUGGGAAAACAUUUACCCGGAGCUCAAACCUCAUUGUCCACCAGAGAAUCCACACUGGGGAGAAGCCUUUUGCCUGUAAUGAUUGUGGCAAAGCCUUCACCCAGAGUGCCAAUCUUAUUGUACAUCAGCGAAGCCAUACUGGUGAGAAGCCAUAUGAGUGUAAAGAGUGUGGGAAAGCCUUUAGUUGUUUUUCACACCUUAUUGUACACCAGAGAAUUCACACUGCAGAGAAACCUUACGAUUGCAGUGAAUGUGGGAAAGCCUUCAGUCAGCUCUCUUGCCUUAUUGUCCACCAGAGAAUUCACAGUGGAGAUCUUCCUUAUGUGUGUAAUGAGUGUGGAAAGGCCUUCACAUGUAGCUCGUACCUACUGAUUCAUCAGAGAAUCCAUAAUGGGGAAAAACCUUACACGUGUAACGACUGUGGCAAGUCCUUCAGGCAGAGGUCGAGCCUCACUGUGCACCAGAGAACCCACACUGGAGAGAAGCCCUACGAAUGUGCGAAGUGUGGUGCGGCUUUCAUUUCUAACUCUCACCUCAUGCGGCACCACAGAACCCAUCUUGUAGAAUAACAGCUUAAGGAAGAAGAUCUCCAGCUGUUGGCCAUAACCUACUGCCCCCAAAUUAGACACUUCUUUGCUGUUUUCUUCCUCCUUUGUAAAAAUGAGGCCUACGUCCUUAAAAGUUACAGUUUUCAGGAAUGCAGCACAAAACACAAGACAAGGAUUUUAGAGGCUAAUCUAAAGAAAAUGAGAACUAAGCACCUAAAGGCAAGGAAGGACUUUUAACUGUGUCCUAAGCAGUCAUGUUGUCUGAAAUGGAAUGUAGCUUUCUUAGGAAUGAGUUAUACAAAGCUAAGUGAUAAAGAUCCUAUUUGGGGAAAGGUCCUUUUUGCUUAAUCUUGUUUUUUAAAACUGGUAAUUUUUUGAGCAUCAAGAAUGUCAGCCUGGUUGAAUUCUGGAGUUUUGAAACUUGUAUUCUAGUAUGUUGGGUUAAGCAGUGACUAGUUAAGGAAACUACUUGGGAUGGCAAUUCAACAACUCACCUAUGAACAUUUAUAAGCUUUCUGUUCCCUAGGUAAUUUAAAAAAAAAAAAAAAACAACCAAAAAAGUUAUUAAUCAUCUACUCCUAAAAAUGGACAGAAGCAGGAAAUGGUCUUUUCCCUUACUGUCUAUACCUCCUGAACCUUGGUAUUAUAAAGCUCUGGGACUUCUGAGUCUAUUCUAACCAUUCCCUGGUCCACAUGGCCAACCACUCAAGGAUUGAUGUAGACACCACACAGCAGCUAUGUUCAUUUGCUAUAAUAAAAAACUCUCCAAACAACUCAGCUCUCCAAUUCCCACUGCAUUCCAGUUGGGUGAGAUGAAACAGCCCCCUUCCCAGAUAGAGGAGUCAAAGAAUAAAGCUUGCCUAGAGGCAUGCCCAACUUGUUUCUGCUCUCAUUCUGCUCAAGUCCAGCCAGGGUCUCAGUGUGGGUUUCAUGCUUACAUUCUGGAUGGUAUUUAGAAGAAAUGGUGGAGCUCUCAUUCUGAGAGGACCAAAGAGUGAAGUGAAGGAAGAGGGAGGAGGUGGAGUGGGAUUCCUAAGGUCUUAAUUCGGUUUUUUUUUUUUGAGAAGUUCAGAGGUAUUGGAAUCUGAAAACUUUUAGAAGGAUGAAGAAACUGGCUGAGGUAAGAUAUUUUUAUUACCAUUGAGCCUUUACUCCUGGAAAAAUGAUUUUAAAAACUAUG
Molecule: messenger RNA, 3034 nt
Organism: Cynocephalus volans (Philippine flying lemur)
Lineage: Eukaryota; Metazoa; Chordata; Mammalia; Dermoptera; Cynocephalidae
Gene: ZNF35
Product: zinc finger protein 35
Exons: 5
Coding region: 292-1875 (527 amino acids)
Source: RefSeq, a predicted model, not a curated record